AUGGCGAUGGUGCCACUACUAAUAGAAUUUGAUGUGUCCAUAGUCUACAUUGCUGACAAAAACAAGCACAGAACAGCUCUGCACGUAGCAGCCAUUAAAAGCCAAGUAGACAUGGUGAAAGAGAUUGCUUCUCGUUGUCCAGAUUGUUGUGAACAAUUUGAUGGCAAAUGUUGGAAUGCUCUUCACUAUGCUGCGGCCAGUAAAAUUAAACUACGACUACGAGCAUUCAAAGAGUCUCUAGAAAUACCUGAACUUGCCAAGCUUAUAAUUGAAAAGGAUGAGAACGGAAACCCACCCUUGCUUCUGCUUGCUGCCAUCGAUCAGCAGCAGCCAAAUAUUAUCUUAGACUCAAUAAAAGCUGUUAGAAAUGAACAAGUUGGACCGUUUAUGCGCUUAAUGAAGGAAAAUAAGUGGAAGGAGAUUUCUUCCAUUAUUUACAGAGGAAAGGACGCUCGUUUAGUAGCAGCGACACUCAUAGCAACGGUCACAUUCGCUGCUGCAUUCACCGUAUCGGGUGGUUACAAGGGUGAACAAGGCCCUAAUGAAGGUACAGCAAUUCUAAUAAAAAAUGCAGCUUUUUCCGUAUUUACUAUCUCAGAUGCAAUAUCUCUCACAAUGAUUGCCAUGGGGACAAUGGUUCUCGCAUUCAUCACGGGUACUUUCGCAGUGCUAGCACCUUCUUUAGUGCUUGCCACGACCACCUGUUUGAUUGGCUUGUGCUUCUUCGUCAUUGGGUUUAUGUUGCUUAAGAAGACAAUAGAGAUAAAGGAAGAUCCUUGCCAUCACUUUGAUUAG
This is a messenger RNA of Dovyalis caffra, 795 nucleotides long. The record is from the annotation of a GenBank genome assembly. Lineage: Eukaryota; Viridiplantae; Streptophyta; Magnoliopsida; Malpighiales; Salicaceae.